CAAGAAACCAUUCGAAAAUCUUAUAGAUUAUAUGUUUUUUUUUAGGGAUGAAUCUUCUAAUAUAUUUUCUUUUUUUUUUUAAUUUUAUAAAAAAUGUAAUAUCACUUUAUAGUUCACAAGAUCAAAUCCAAAUAUUAACACAUAAAAAUUUUCAUAGUAUUGUUAAAAACUCUACACAUCUUUCAAUUGUGGAAUUUUUUGCUCCAUGGUGUGGUUAUUGUAAGCAAAUAGCACCUAUAUAUAAGAAGCUUGCAAAAGAAUUAUAUGGAAUUAUAAAUGUGAUUGCAGUAAAUUGUGAUGAUCGUCAAAGUGUUGAAUUAUGUCAACAUUAUGAAAUUAAAGGAUUUCCUACAAUAAAAUUUUUUAUUCCUCAAGGAAAAGAACCAAAAGUUGAAAAUUAUGACGGUCCAAGAACACUAAGAGAUUUAAUAUCAGCUUCUAUAUCAAAAAUACCAAAUCAUGUUAAAAGAAUAACAGAUAAUAUUGAACUUUUUUUAGAAAGAAGUAACAUGGAAAGAAAGAUUAUAUUAUUUACGAAUAAAACAGAACCAAAUAGUUUAUUUAAAACACUUGCAGUGGAUUUCUUGAAUCGAGUAGAAUUCAUUUUGAUUCAUCAAAGUUAUAAAAAGGCACUGGAUUUAUUUGGAAUAACCGAUUUUCCAACAGUUAUUUUUCUUCAUAAAAAGGAUGAGCCAGUAGUUUACUCUGGUAAUUUAGUUUAUAAAGAAAUGCACAGUUUUAUCAAAGAAUAUGUGUUAGGUGAAACUCAAGAAACAGUGGAUAAUGAGUCAGUAGAGGAACCUAAAGAGAAAGAGUUUUCAUUAACAGAAUUACGUUCACAAGAUGAUUUGCUUGAAAAAUGUAUUUUAAAAAAAGGAAUUAGUAUAAUUACAUUAUCCGACUCUGCGUCGAAUUUUUAUCUCUUUAGUCAAAUUGCUAAGACUUAUAAAUUUUCAUAUUACUUUAUUGAUAAAUCCAGCUUAUUUUUUUCUUUAGUACAAAUGAUGCAAAUAUCAUUUGGAGAAUCUGAAAUGAUAUUGCUUAAUGGAAAAAAAGGAUGGUAUGUCACACUCUCAGGAAAAAAUCCAAAUGAAGUUUUAAACCUCAUUUCUGCGGUAAUGACAGGAGAAAAUAUAGAAAAGAAAAAGUUGGAUUUAAAUUUAAUUGACAUACUAACGAAAAUCAAGAAAGAAGAUCUAUGAUUAAAAAAUCAUAAAUGCGUAUCUAAUAAAAAUUCAUUUAAGAU
Messenger RNA from Pneumocystis carinii B80, 1246 nucleotides. RefSeq names its product protein disulfide-isomerase domain. Gene Ontology annotation, biological process: response to endoplasmic reticulum stress. Bases 48 to 1202 code for a protein of 384 amino acids. Gene Ontology annotation, molecular function: protein disulfide isomerase activity; protein-disulfide reductase activity. The transcript has 7 exons. Gene Ontology annotation, cellular component: endoplasmic reticulum lumen. NCBI's taxonomy places the organism in Eukaryota, Fungi, Ascomycota, Pneumocystomycetes, Pneumocystales, Pneumocystaceae. The record is from RefSeq and is a predicted model, not a curated record.